AUGAGUGUAUUCACUUUCGACAGUAAAACCACAAAAGUCACUUCAGAUGAUAUUAUAGCCAUCAACAAUCAAUUUGGUGUUGAAGAAAAAGAUGCUACCAGUUUAGAUCAAUAUACUAGUUUGUUAGCAGUAUUCCAUGACGCAUGUGAAGAACUCGAAUCAAUGGAUGAUUUCAUUCCUUCUGUUGAUUAUGAAAGAUUCCCAAGGGAAGCUAUUCAUAGACCUGAAGAAAAGGAUAACAAGUUAAAUGCUUGGGCUUAUAAAGUCACUAUCAAAGAUCAAAAACCAAAAGAAGGUAGAAGAUUAUUAGAAGGACAUAAAGUAGCUGUCAAAGAUUGCGUGGCUGUUGCUGGUGUGCCAAUGCUUUUAGGUACUGACUUUAUUAAAGAUUAUGUUCCAAAAACCGAUGCUACUUUGAUUACCAGAUUACUUGAAGAAGGUGCUAUCAUUAAGGGUAAAUCAGUUUGUGAAAAUAUGUGUCAUUCAGCCACAUCACAUUCUGCAGCUACUGGUCCUGUUCAAAAUGCUUUAGCUGAUGGUUAUUCCACUGGGGGUUCAUCAUCAGGUUCAGCAGCUUUAGUCAUGGACCCUAAUGAAGAUGUCACCAUUGGUAUUUCAUUCGAUAAUGGUGGUUCAUCUAGAUUACCAGGUGCUUGGAGUGGUGCUGUAGCUAUCAAGCCUACUUUUGGUCUUAUCCCAUGUACUGGGUCUGCUAGUAAUGAAGCCACCAAUGAUUACCCUGGUGUAUUAACCCAAGAUGUUUUGACUAACGCUAUGGGUUUACAAGCUAUCGCUGGUAGUGAUGGUAUUGAUGAUAGAGGAUUUAAUAGUAUUACCACUCCUUACUAUGAUGAUUUGUUAGCUUCUGAUAAAAGCUUGAAAGGAAUGAAAAUCGGGAUCUUGAAAGAAGGUUUCGACAGUCCUGCUGUUGAAGAAAGAGUUAAAGAAUCUUGUUUGAAAGCUAUUGCUCAGUUUGAAGCUUUAGGAGCUGUUGUAGAAGAAGUAAGCAUUCCAUUCCAUUCUAAAGGUGCUUUAAUUUGGACUGGUAUUUCAAAACUUGGAGGUUAUUUAACCAAAACUGGUGCUGCCAUCGGUAGAAGAGGUUAUGUUUUACAUGAUCUUGAUGAAAAACUCCUGGAAGCAAUCCAUGAUCAAGAAAGAUGGGAAAAGGCAUAUCCUUCAACCAAAAACAUCUACUAUAAUGGUGCUUACGCUACCAAGAAAUUCCCUACUUUGUAUUCCAAAUGUCAAAAUUUAUCAUUAAAGUUAAAACUUGCCUAUAACAAAGCUUUAGAAGAAUACGACUUGUUGGUAUUGCCUACAGUUCCUUAUGUUGCCAGAUCCCAUGCUGUUGUUGGACCUGAUGCUAAACCAUUUGACUUAUUAGGUAAACAAUUAGGUUUAAGUGCUAAUACAUGUGGAUUCAAUCAAAGUGGUCACCCAGUAUUGGCGCUCCCUUGUGGAAUGUUACCAAUCCAAGAAGGUCCUUUAGCUAACAGUGGUACCAAGUUACCUGUCUCCUUACAAUUAGUAGGUAAAUGGUGGGAUGAAAAGACCAUUUACAAAGCUGCUUAUGCUUGGGAACAAAACAAUAAUUGGAAAGAAAUGUAA
Yamadazyma jaroonii is the source of this 1611-nucleotide messenger RNA. The record is from the annotation of a GenBank genome assembly. NCBI's taxonomy places the organism in Eukaryota, Fungi, Ascomycota, Pichiomycetes, Serinales, Debaryomycetaceae.